Miscanthus lutarioriparius is the source of this 885-nucleotide messenger RNA. NCBI's taxonomy places the organism in Eukaryota, Viridiplantae, Streptophyta, Magnoliopsida, Poales, Poaceae. The record is from the annotation of a GenBank genome assembly.
AUGCAAGAUAGAAUGAGAAGGCAGGGGCAAUACGGUGAAGCAGAUAUCAACUCCAUGGUUGCUGCCCAGUUGCAUCACUACCAGGCACAGCAAAGGGUACAGCAACACCCUGAGAAUAGCUACAGUGGAAGAGAACCUGCACAAGCUUCUGGGGAGCAUCAGUACACUCCCCCGAAGUUCUGUAAUAUCAUGCUGACUGUUAGUGAUACAGGACAAGGUGCCGGAGGUGCACAAUCCUUUUACGAUGGCAAGAGAUCUGAUUCAAAGCUUGGUCUAGAAAAGCAGUCCAGUAAGGAGUCUAGGGACCAACCUCAUACUGAUCGGACUGAUACAAGAUAUGAGAAUUAUAAUCUUCCUCGGACAUUUGAAGGUCUUGAACAAAGUUUUCACGAAGACAUUAUUUUGCUAUCCAAGGAACUACAGGAUGCAGAGGUUGCUGAAAAUUCUAGACACAUGGAGAGAUUGAAGGAGAUAAAUACACAAUACCAGGAGAAACUAUUAGCACUUCGAGCUCGGCAAGCAAACUAUAGAGAUGAGUUCCUGCGUAAGGAAUCUCUAGCACGCCAGCAACAAUACCAGCACGCCAGCAUGAGCCAUUAUGCCAAUAAUUCCACGCCUGGGGAACAGCAUGGUUAUCACCCAACAGCAUUGCCUGGGGAGCAGCAUGGUUAUAAUCCUACAGCAGCAGGCACACCACCUGUUGCUGCUGGAGGUGCUUACGGAGAGGCUCAUCGGGGUUAUGCAUCUGGCCAGUAUGAAUCCUUUAGCGAUCGUCCAGAUUACCCAGAGUUCCAUGGUGGGGGCAGAGGUCGUGGUCGUGGUUCUGAACACCGUGGUCAAUACCCUAGUGCUCGUGCUUAUAACUCUGGUGGCCGGCGAUUCUAG